This is a messenger RNA of Coregonus sp. 'balchen', 17120 nucleotides long. The record is from the annotation of a GenBank genome assembly. NCBI's taxonomy places the organism in Eukaryota, Metazoa, Chordata, Actinopteri, Salmoniformes, Salmonidae.
CGUGUUUCGGGGCCACCAUCACGAGGCUCUGGGGACCCACUUCGUCAUGUUCCUCCCCACCCUGUACACCCAGUGUAACAAGGAGCAGUUCAAGAAGUGGGUCCCCCUGGCAGAGUCCUUCAAGGCCCUGGGCACCUACAGCCAGACAGAGAUGGGGCACGGUCAGUUCCAUACAGAUAAUUUAUAAUAAUGAUAAUGUAAUAGCACUAUUUAUACAACAUAAAGUGCUUGUGCAAUUUUUUUAACUAGCUAGCUAAGUAAGUUAUAUGUUUGAAUUAUGGAAAGGAUCAUAGGGAGGCUUAGGGAUGGACAGUUGUCGAUCCUUGAUGUAGGAUUUUCUUUUAAUGUUGUUUACAAAUCAUGGGGUGGACAUUUUGAUUGAAAGUGAUUCCUUGUAGGUGUUUGACAGAUCACUGUAGUUGUUUGUGUAGACAAAAUGUGCCCAAACAGUAGGCAUAACGCAAUAGUUAUUAGCUAAACUGAAUAGCCAAAACUAAUAUGCUGGAUUCAAAAUGUCAUGAUUGCCUGUCUGUUUUCCGAGUCCUCAUAACCUGCCCAAUACCUUGGAAAAGGUGGCAAAAUAAACAAUAGAAGGACAAAAAAAAUCCGUAACAUUGCGCUUAGAAACAAUACAAAACAAUCCUGUCCGUAAGAACCUAAAUGACUCCCAUCUAGUUUUUAGUUUCAUUCCAUUCCUCCUCAAACCCCUUUAUUUCCUCUCCUUCUGCUAGUAGUGGCCUAUUAGCCUAAUGAGUCUUUCCAAGCUUUUGUCAGUUAAUUCUGAUUGCUAUUAAGUCUUGAUUUUCUCCUUACAAAUGAUUAACCCUAACACUGUAGAAUUUUGACGUUUUAAGCAAAUGACCUAACAUUCUGAAUUGUGCAUUUGAGUGAGUUAAAAUUCCUAUGUGGGUGGUUGGAUGGUUGUAGGCCUAAUUGUUUGGCUGUUCGUGAAUUAAUGGCUUGGAUGAAUGAAUAUAGGCCUCAACUAUUGUUCUUGUCUGUCGAAGUCUCAACUCAUAGGGAAGACUCAUGGUGUCCUGCCAAAAAACAUGCAUAUGGGUUGAUUUUCGGAACCCUGAAUAUCCCAUUGAUAAUCUGUAAGCAGAACAAUCUGUGCGAUGUAAAACAAUUUUGGUCAAGCCAGAUGUCUCUUGUUGCCAAUGUUUCACUUCUAUGACGCUGCGAAGUGGACAUUAUUCACGAUCACGUAACCGUGGCAUUUCCAUGACAAUGUUGUACUCUAGGGAGAGUCCAGGACUGGCUGUUCAGAAUUUUCUGUGGGGAUCCAAGGCCUCCUUUUUCAGAGUUCUGUUCUGGUUCACUUCUUCUUAGCAACUCACUAGCUAGGUUUCCAUUAACUUGUCAAGUGAUUUUUGUGUCAACAUUUAAAAAGUUUGCAUAGAAAAUAGAUACAAUUGCCUGCUGUGGUACGUUUCUAUUUUAAUUAGCUUGUGUCAAUAAAAACAGCUGGAUGUAAUGACCUCGCACCUAAAAAGUACUUUUUUGGAAAAACCUAAAAUGUCGAAUGAAAAUGUAGUGGUCGAAGUGUUUCCAUUACCCAUUAAGGCAAAUUGCGCUUUAAUUAAUUGGCAACAGCGCUUAUGCCCUCCCACCUAUCUGUCUCAUGUCUCAGGGAGCCCGCUAAAGCCAGCAUGGAUAGAAUGCAAUAAUUUACUAAUAUUUGCCAUAUUCUAAUAAUUCGCAUGUGCCAACGUAUUGCCACUGUCCGUGCCAUGGUGAAACUUGCACUCCUGUAGAUCGGAAAUAAUUGGAUGGUGAAACUUGCCCGCCAACCAGUAAAAGCAAGGUGUAAGUAAUUCAGGCACUCUUGAAAGUCAGGAUAAUCCUUGUCCUGCAAAUAAAUAUUAUUUUGAUAGUUACGUGACGACGUCACAUGCCCGUGUACCUUCAAAUGUAUGUGGCAAUCAGCAUUUAUUCGAAAAACACUGGUUCCAUCAUUUGUCGCAAUGAAAGUUCGACAAAAUAAAUAUCCAGCCCUGUCGAACUUUGCCGAUCUUUAAAAAAUGUAUCCUAUAUCUAUUAGUAAUAAUUAGGUGGGUACUUACAUUUGUCCUAUUUUGCACAUGUAAAAGUGUACGUAUGUGUGAAUUGGAAAUUAUUAUUUUUUGAAAUGAUUGUUUACGGCCAGGGAUCAGCCAUUAUUGACAGCGACUAUGGCGCAAAAGUGCCUUGCUCAAGGGCACAGUGGCAUAUUUUUUUCACCUAGACGGCUUGGGAAUUCGAACCAGCGACCUUUCGGUUAUUGGCCCAACACUCUUCACCACUAGGCUACCUGCAGUUUCCGUUACACGUAUCGCACAGAUGUUUUUUGCAGACAUUGCUUUUGUCGAAUAAUCCUGGGUCAAUGGAAAACUGCCUAUUGUCUUAACCUUAAAUGCCCUUACAGCUUCUUCACCCUUCCUUAUAAACCUAAAGCAGGGGUAGGCAACCCUGAUCCUGGAGUUUUCAGGCACUUCAUGUUUUUGAUUUAACCGACCUGGAAGACCAGUUGUGUUGAAUUUAGGCAAUCACUGAACUGGUCAAUUAGCUCAAUUGGUCAGGUGUGGUGCAUAGUUGGAACAAAAUCCUGCAGUACAUGUGGCCCUCCAGGAACAGGGUUGCCUACCCCUGGACUAAAGAGUCUGCUUUAAAACUGCAAGUUGCACUGCACUAGUUGGUGGCAUUAGCAUAGAAUAUAAUGUUGACUCAGGGUUGUGUUCAUUAGGGCAUGCAAUGAAAAAACGUUUUACAAUGGAAAACUAAAUUAGCCAUUUCUUAAUGGACCAAGUCCAGUUAGUCCCUUCUUGCGUCAGUUUUCUUCCGUUGGGUGCCUAAUGAACAUGGCCCAGAGUUUGCCUCACAAUUAAAUUGGAAUUUGAAAUAGGUUUUCAGUGAAAUGAGAGUACAGGUUACACUGCUUUUGGAGAUUAACAUGUCAGGCAAAUAAAUGAAAGGUUGCAACAAUCAUGCCUGAGAAGGUUAUUUUGUAUGAAAUAAUUAAAUUAAUACAUAUUUUCUUGAGUCAAGCCCAGUCUAAAUGCAGAUGAUUCUAAUCCGUUCUCCGCAGUCAAUUUGCAUGACUAGCUCAGUUUUUAUUUUUUAUAUUAAUAAUUGCACUUUCCCCUCCAUCCCUUCAUCCAUCUAUUCAUCCAUCCUCUACCCCCAAAAUAUGAUUUACUAACACUUCCAAUCUCCCAUCUUUUCCAACCAUGGCUCCAUUGUCAUGUCCUAUUAAAUGGUCUAUUCUAUGCCUAAAAACAUAAUAUUUUCCUUGGCUAUACCUUAUUUUGCAUGCCCCUCCCAUCCUCCCUUUACCCUCUUCCCCCUUCAAACUACCCUCCUAUCUCCUACCCCCUCCUCUUGCCCCCCCCCCCUUGCCGCUACCCCAGCUGUGUGCACCGUGGGCGGUCAGAGCCGCUGGACCUCCACCUGGGAAUGUUCCUGCCCACCCUGCUGAACCAGGCCAGUCCUGAGCAGGUGGAGACAUUCUUCAUACCCGCCUGGAACCUGGAGAUCAUCGGCACCUACGCACAGACAGAGAUGGGCCACGGUAAAAUGCUGAACAAACCGUACCUGAUCACCAGCCUCCGGUCACCCCCAUGCUCUGUGGAGUGGACGAGAUGCAUGCCCACCCUCUUUGACAUUUGAGUCGAGCCACCAGAAAACUCUCACAUACUCGUUAGGGAAUUUUGCGUAAAAACGUCUCCCCAGAUAAAACGUUUGUGUUGUUAAAGGUCCAAUGCAGCCGUUUUUAUCUCAAUAUCAAAUUGUUUCUGGGUAACAAUUAAGUACCUUACUGUGAUUGUUUUCAAUUAAAAUGGUCAAAAAAUAGCUUCUUAGCAAAGAGACAUUUCUCAAGCAAGCACUGUCUGGGAGUGGUCUGAGUAUGGAGGGGAAUACUCAAAAGUAGCUGUUAUUGACAGAGAGGUUUGGAACUUAUUUACCGCCUGAUGAUGUCACCAGGCAUUCCAAAACUCCAUCCCACCAAAACAGGCUGACAUUUUAGGCGGUCUUUUCAAACAGCUCACUAAAAGGGCAUUAUCAAUAAUUUUCACAAUUUCACAGUAUUAUUCCAACCUCAUAGUGUGGAAAUAUAUAUAAAACACAGGAAUCAUAUUUGUGACUGCACUGGGCCUUUUUUAAAAUGAUAUAAAUAACAAAAAGGGCAUUUCACUCUGGCCUUUUACUCUAACAACUUAAAACCACUAAUACUGGCUGGCUUGGAGAGUGCGUGUUGUGGGCCGUACAGCUUCGCAUGGCUUCCCUUUGGAAUGUGCUCUGCCCCUGGAUCUCACACAGUCUUGUUGCCAGCCACGGUGAACGUGCAUGCCCACUUGUAAAGCACCCUAAGUGACUUCCUUUCCAAAACGGGUACCCUCCACCGCCUCUGUCCCUUUUGUCCCCCUUUACUGUGUUUGGAAGUACAUUGAGUUUAAAGAUAGACAACCUACGUCCUUCGUCACAUGUAUCUGUCAAACCGAUUUAAAAUAAUGAAUCGAGUUAGUGGCGUUAGUUAUAGGCAUACUAUGUUUUCAUUGUAAAGGAAAGAAACAAUCUAUCAGAAUGUUUCACCAUAACACAAAAGUCACUGUAACAUACAGCUGGCUAUUAAUGGUCCCAAUGUUUAAGUAGGCCUACUCCCUCUUAUCAUUGUUCUUGAAGUUUAACACUUGCCCACAAACACACUCAAGUACUUCUUUCAUUCCAAUUUCUAAUUGGAGGGAUGACUAUAGGGGAGGAAAAAGAACUGGCUCUAUGGAUACAAAUAACAUUUUGAACCUGUUCAACAAUGUUAUGAGUUCCACAGAAGACUAACAACAGCUCAGCCAGGUCUGAGUUGAUGUAAAAUAUAAUACAGCUAUUAGAUCUACCCUAGGCUACUGAUCCAUGUUCUUCAUCAACUAGUCACAAGCUGCUGCUACUAGAACUGGGAUCAUUUGCUUAUAUCUUUUGACCUGAUAACUAAAACGGUAGCAAAAUUAACAGCAUAAAAAAUGUCAGGGGUUAACUUUGACAGCCAUAAACCGUACACAUAUUAGUUAUGCGGAUUGUAAGAAAUAUAUUAUUUUCUUUGGUUUUGAUUAUUUUGUUUUGGUCUGUCAAACACCUACAAGAGUUUUUCCACUAUAGAAUAUAAUAACUUUUUGUUUUCAGAUGAGGGAACUGGUUAAAAAACAAAAAUGACAUAAACAAAGUAGGCUACAAAGUAUACCCACUAGACCCAACAAAGUAUAUUUACUGCUGUAAGAAAAAGCUACGUUUGAAGUUGCAGUAUUAUUUGAGAUUCGAUGGCUAGUCUUGUGUCAGUUUUGCACUGCAUAAUAUUUGAAAACAUCAAUGUACUCCUGCCAUAACUUAGUGAUAACUCUCUUUCUUUGGUUUUAUGUGUUGUGUGUUUGGGGGCCUUGGUUUCUUUCUCAUUGUCUAGGCACCCACCUCAGGGGGCUUGAAACCACGGCAACGUAUGACCCGGCCACCCAGGAGUUUGUCAUGAACAGCCCGACCAUCACCUCCAUCAAGUGGUGGCCUGGUGGAUGUGAGUACACUCACGCACUUUAGCUUCAGGGCAUGGUCCAUACACAUACAAUCAAACCAAUCCCCAGUUAAGUCUGUGGACUUUGCUUCUGAAGAAAACACAUCCCACAACAUUGCUGAACAAGAUCAGACCAUUUACUGCUGAUUCUCAUUGUAGUGUGGACUAGAGACUUAAAUGACUUUCAAUAGAAUUAGUUGAAUAGUGAGAACUGACAUACAGUGGGGGAAAAAAGUAUUUAGUCAGCCACCAAUUGUGCAAGUUCUCCCACUUAAAAAGAUGAGAGAGGCCUGUAAUUUUCAUCAUAGGUACACGUCAACUAUGACAGACAAAAUGAGAAUUUUUUUUCCAGAAAAUCACUUUGUAGGAUUUUUAAUGAAUUUAUUUGCAAAUUAUGGUGGAAAAUAAGUAUUUGGUCAAUAACAAAAGUUUCUCAAUACUUUGUUAUAUACCCUUUGUUGGCAAUGACACAGGUCAAACGUUUUCUGUAAGUCUUCACAAGGUUUUCACACACUGUUGCUGGUAUUUUGGCCCAUUCCUCCAUGCAGAUCUCCUCUAGAGCAGUGAUGUUUUGGGGCUGUCGCUGGGCAACACAGACUUUCAACUCCCUCCAAAGAUUUUCUAUGGGGUUGAGAUCUGGAGACUGGCUAGGCCACUCCAGGACCUUGAAAUGCUUCUUACGAAGCCACUCCUUCGUUGCCCGGGCGGUGUGUUUGGGAUCAUUGUCAUGCUGAAAGACCCAGCCACGUUUCAUCUUCAAUGCCCUUGCUGAUGGAAGGAGGUUUUCACUCAAAAUCUCACGAUACAUGGCCCCAUUCAUUCUUUCCUUUACACGGAUCAGUCGUCCUGGUCCCUUUGCAGAAAAACUGCCCCAAAGCAUGAUGUUUCCACCCCCAUGCUUCACAGUAGGUAUGGUGUUCUUUGGAUGCAACUCAGCAUUCUUUGUCCUCCAAACACGACGAGUUGAGUUUUUACCAAAAAGUUCUAUUUUGGUUUCAUCUGACCAUAUGACAUUCUCCCAAUCCUCUUCUGGAUCAUCCAAAUGCACUCUAGCAAACUUCAGACGGGCCUGGACAUGUACUGGCUUAAGCAGGGGGACACGUCUGGCACGGCAGGAUUUUAGUCCCUGGCGGCGUAGUGUGUUACUGAUGGUAGGCUUUGUUACUUUGGUCCCAGCUCUCUGCAGGUCAUUCACUAGGUCCCCCCGUGUGGUUCUGGGAUUUUUGCUCACCGUUCUUGUGAUCAUUUUGACCCCACGGGGUGAGAUCUUACGUGGAGCCCCAGAUCGAGGGAGAUUAUCAGUGUCUUGUAUGUCUUCCAUUUCCUAAUAAUUGCUCCCACAGUUGAUUUCUUCAAACCAAGCUGCUUACCUAUUGCAGAUUCAGUCUUCCCAGCCUGGUGCAGGUCUACAAUUUUGUUUCUGGUGUCCUUUGACAGCUCUUUGGUCUUGGCCAUAGUGGAGUUUGGAGUGUGACUGUUUGAGGUUGUGGACAGGUGUCUUUUAUACUGAUAACAAGUUCAAACAGGUGCCAUUAAUACAGGUAACGAGUGGAGGACAGAGGAGCCUCUUAAAGAAGAAGUUACAGGUCUGUGAGAGCCAGAAAUCUUGCUUGUUUGUAGGUGACCAAAUACUUAUUUUCCACCAUAAUUUGCAAAUAAAUUCAUUAAAAAUCCUACAAUGUGAUUUUCUGGAUUUUUUUUCUCAAUUUGUCUGUCAUAGUUGACGUGUACCUAUGAUGAAAAUUACAGGCCUCUCUCAUCUUCUUAAGUGGGAGAACUUGCACAAUUGGUGGCUGACUAAAUACUUUUUUUCCCCACUGUAGCUAAUGUUAUGAAUCCAUAGAAGUGUAACGGACUCGCUUUCCCUGUCCAUCUUGCUCUCUUCUCCUCUCUCUCUCUCCAGUGGGUAAGACGUCUAACCACGCCAUAGUUCUGGCCCAGCUCCACACCCAGGGGAAGUGUCACGGCCUGCACGCAUUCAUCGUACCUCUCCGCAGUAUGAACACCCACAUACCACUGCCAGGUACUGUACACACUGCUGUGCGUGUGUCAAAAAGAGUGUGUUUGUGUCUGUUUUCCAGUGUCUGUCUGUGUCUCCUAGAUGUAGCUUUGGUGGUAGCCUACUGUCUAGUGAACUCACUCUCUUUCUCUCUCAGGUGUGGUGGUAGGGGACAUAGGACCCAAGUUUGGCUUUGAUGAGGUUGACAAUGGUUACCUGAAAUUGGAGAACGUACGAAUUCCUCGCGACAACAUGCUGAUGAAAUAUGCAAAGGUGAGUGACUGGGCAGUUAAGCACAUUUCAAGGAGACACUGUUCUUUUAUUCUGUUGGUUAGGAUAGAUUCUAAUGCUGUCACAGCAUAGAUGUUAAGGUAUAUUGUAUGCAUAUUCGGAGGGGAGUCUGUGUGUCUGUAUGUGAUGACACGCAAUACUUUCCAUUACACACUUAACUUCUUUGAGUUGAGCUACUUGAUUGUUUGACCAUACAGUGUAUACUUACUAACUGAUUGUCCUAGAACUGUAUACCACAGACCAGUGGUGGUCGGUGCCGUUUAAGAUGAGGAAGGACGAUUUUCUUUUAUGAGCCUUAUUUCUAUUACAGCAUAUUGGAUGACUGUCAUUCAUAUUCCAUUCACCCAGCUCAAUGUAACAUCAAUAGGUUUAGGCUACUACAUGAUACUCCACCUUUCCCUAUACCCAUCAUGAGGUUGCUACAACCUAGCCUAUGAAUGAAAGUUUACAACGUAGGUGCACACAUGUCGAGAGAGAAUUUUGUAAUCAAGGUGACAGACAGUGACACAUUCAAUACCGCCUUGCACACUGUUGCCUGCAUCUAGCUGAUCUAAGGUGUAAUCAUUAGAUCAACAGUGGCAAACGAGAGUUUCUAUUGGACAAAUUCAGGUAUGUUUAUCCCCGUUCCUUUUGCUUCCGUUUAAGAAAUUUUUUUCAACAGAAUCGGUGGAAUGAAUAUACCACUGAUCACACACAAACAGUUCACUUUCAUAGCAGCCACAUACAAAAAGCAUGAUCACUUUGCUUAUUGUAUUCCUUCUCACAUAUUAGUCUACAUAGCUACUAGAACUAACGCUUUAGUAAACUCACUACAAUCAUGCAGUAAGUACAGUGUGCAGUCAGCAAGCAGUUUAACAGUUACACCGGCAGGCCCCAGUGGCAAUAAAUUAACUUGACUUGGAAGAGUUCCAGUGUUGGAUAGCCAGAGCCAGCUAGCGAACAUACAGUGAGGGAAAAAAGUAUUUGAUCCCCUGCUGAUUUUGUAUGUUUGCCCACUGACAAAGACAUGAUCAGUCUAUAAUUUUAAUGGUAGGUUUAUUUGAACAGUGAGAGACAGAAUAACAACAAAAAAAUCCAGAAAAACGCAUGUCAAAUAUGUUAUAAAUUGAUUUGCAUUUUAAUGAGGGAAAUAAGUAUUUGACCCCUCUGCAAAACAUGACUUAGUACUUGGUGGCAAAACCCUUGUUGGCAAUCAGAGGUCAAACGUUUCUUGUAGUUGGCCACCAGGUUUGCACACAUCUCAGGAGGGAUUUUGUCCAACUCCUCUUUGCAGAUCUUCUCCAAGUCAUUAAGGUUUCGAGGCUGACGUUUGGCAACUUGAGUUGAUGCCAAAGAGCUCGAUUUUGGUCUCAUCUGACCACAACACUUUCACCCAGUUCUCCUCUGAAUCAUUCAGAUGUUCAUUGGCAAACUUCAGACGGCCCUGUAUAUGUGCUUUCUUGAGCAGGGGGACCUUGCGGGCGCUGCAGGAUUUCAGUCCUUCACGGUAUAGUGUGUUACCAAUUGUUUUCUUGGUGACUAUGGUCCCAGCUGCCUUGACAUCAUUGACAAGAUCCUCCCGUGUAGUUCUGGGCUGAUUCCUCACCGUUCUCAUGAUCAUUGCAAUUCCACGAGAGAUCUUGCAUGGAGCCCCAGGCCGAGGGAGAUUGACAGUUCUUUUGUGUUUCUUCCAUUUGCGAAUAAUCGCACCAACUGUUGUCACCUUCUCACCAAGCUGCUUGGCGAUGGUCUUGUAGCCCAUUCCAGCCUUGUGUAGGUCUACAAUCUUGUCCCUGACAUCGUUGGAGAGCUCUUUGGUCUUGGCCAUGGUGGAGAGUUUGGAAUCUGAUUGAUUGAUUGCUUCUGUGGACAGGUGUCUUUUAUACAGGUAACAAGCUGAGAUUAGGAGCACUCCCUUUAAGAGUGUGCUCCUAAUCUCAGCUCGUUACCUGUAUAAAUACACCUGGGAGCCAGAAAUCUUUCUGAUUUAGAGGGGGUCAAAUACUUAUUUCCCUCAUUAAAAUGCAAAUCAACUUAUAACAUUUUUGACAUGCGUUUUUCAGGAUUUUGUUGUUGUUAUUCUGUCUCUCACUGUUCAAAUAAACCUACCAUUAAAAUUAUAGACUGAUCAUUUCUUUGUCAGUUGGCAAACGUACAAAAUUAGCAGGGGUAGAAUCCGUUUCUGUUUGAGCCAGGUGUUUGAGUAGGCUAAACUAGCUAGCUGCAUUCGCUAGCUAAGUGAAAGAAAUACAAUGACAAAUAGCUAGCUCCCUCUCUCUCUCUCCACCUUCAUUAAAAAAAAAAUAAUGUUUGUUCAAAGCUGUUCAGCUAUUGUCUUUUCUCUUUAUUUGAGUCAACUACUCACCACAUUUUAUGCAGUGCUAGCUAGCUGUAGCUUAUGCUUCAAGCACUGCCACAAACAGUAUAUAUUCUCCCCACCAGGUGGAGGCAGACGGUACAUACGUGAAGCCUCCCAGUGCCAAGCUGACCUACGGCACCAUGGUGUUCAUCAGGUCCAUGAUCGUAGGGGAAGCGGCCCAGGCCCUCGCCAAGUCCUGCACCAUUGCCAUCCGCUACAGCUCCGUACGGCACCAGUCUGAGAUACGCCCAGGGUAAGUCGUAGCUCUGGACACACCAGGGUGGUGUCGAUUAGGUCACACUGUAGCAAAACGUUUUGAGACGGAAAUCGAAAAUUAGUGAUUCUUAUUGUACAGAUACUACUUUCCUGUGUUUAUGUUUAGGUGAGUUUUCAUCUGUUUGGUGCCUAAUGAACAUGAGCCUGGAAAUACACAUUUACUAAAACAUACAUAAAUAGUCAAAGGAAUACAAAAAUACUCUUACGUAUACUUACACACAUCCAUACACAAGUAACACACUCAGACACAAACAAGAAUAGGAAGCAAAGUACUAUAACCUUUACCAUUAACUAAAUCUAUACUCUACUACUAAUAUUCUAAUUGUUCUGAGAGCUGAUGUAGAAAGACGUUAUAUAGAGUUUGGGUAGAUAUUAGGAAGCGUUACUCAUAUAAUAUCUGUAUCUCAAUGUUCUUCAAAGACUAACACAUGAUAGCAAGCGAACCAUUAACCUUAUAUCUAAGUCUAUAUUCUUAUUGUGUGGUUCCUCCAGAGAGCCGGAGCCCCAGAUCAUGGACUACCAGACCCAGCAGUACAAGCUGUUCCCCCUGCUGGCAACAGCCUAUGCCUACAAGUUUGUGGGUCAGUACAUGAACCAGGUCUACCACCGCAUCACUGGAGACAUCAGCCAGGGAGACUUCAGUGAACUACCAGAGGUACAUACAGUAAAUACUAGCCUGAAAUCCAGAACAUGUUUUGCUAACAUUCCACACCUUGUGUGUCAUGCUAAACAAGGAGUGACAAGGAGUGGAAUGAUAGCUAAACAGACUGGUACCCAGGCUAAGUAAAUACCUCCUCUUGAUAUAGUACAUGGUACAUGACGCAAGAAGGCUGGCUAUGGCCCAGAGUUUUUCCUAACCACGUGACCUGACCAGGAAAAAGGGGAAAACACUGCACUCACUGAAAAUAGUCUUGAAAUGUUUCAUCCAAUUUAAGCGGCAGAAGUCUAAUAGAGGUGUUUUGACAACAGGCUUCGUCUGUGUUAAUUCUUUAGUCUAAGACAUAGGGGGAGGAGGGAGGUGCUAAGCUGACAUAUGGAAUUGUUUUAAGAUGGUCAUACUAUGGAUCAUUUAGCUAUUUUAUUUGGAAUUUUAAACAAUUUAUUUGAUAAAAUAUUGAAUUUGGUCUUUACUACUGAAGCCCAUAGAAACACAUUGAAUAACAUUCAUAAAUGGCAAAAAGGAAAGUUAAAAAAAGAAACAAGGUUUUGAAGUGUCUGUCCUAAAUCUUUUUUUUUUUUACACAUAUUUAACCCCUUUUUUGGGGUAGGCAUAAAACUACCUUCAUACUUCCAUUUGUUUAUUAAAACCGUUACCGGUUACCUUAAGACGAGUUUGUAGCCCAAACGGUUCGGACGCUACCGAACAGAAGUUCACACAUCAACGGUACAGACUUCAGACGUGUCUCCUGACACUUGUAGGGGUUGUAGAGCAAAAUGGAGAACGUGUUCGUGAGAGUCUCCCCUUUCCAUAGAGUGGUUCGGACGCUACAGACGUUUUCGUGAGAAGACCGAUUUUUGUGAUGUCUCAUGGUCUGACAAACACUGUUCUAGUUAAGAUGGAAACGGACUUUAGGGAACUUAAAAAGGAGAACAACCUUCUGAGAAAAGCCUUACUAGACAUCCAAACUAGAUCAAUGAGAGAAAAUCUAGUACUUACGGGUAUUCAGGAAAAAGAGGGAGACGUAACUGAGAAUAUUGUGAAGGACUUCUUUCUUACAGCGCUGCAGAUUCCACUCGAGGCUGUCGAUAAAAUCCAACUCGAACGUGUACACCGUUUCGGACAAAGAGGACAGAAAUACGAGCAUCCAAUCGUUGCCAAAUUUGCUUUUUUUAAGGAUAAAGCAAUGGUUUAAAGCCUAGGUAAAAUACUUGCUGGCACGAAAAUAGGCAUGAAUUAUCAGUUUCCGAGGGAGAUUGCAGAAAGGCUGUGUCAAUAUAACUAUACCCUGUGCCCAUCCUCUGACCUGUGCCCAGCUCCAUGCCCUGUCCGCGGGCCUGAAGGCCUUCACCACAUGGACGGCCAGCGCGGGCAUCGAGGUGUGUCGCAUGGCGUGUGGCGGGCACGGCUACUCCCGCUGCAGCGCCCUCCCAGACAUCUAUGUUAACUUUGUGGCCACGUGCACCUACGAGGGAGAGAACACCGUCAUGAUGCUGCAGACCGCCAGGUAGGUACACACAUGCAGGCGCAAACACACACACACACACACACACACACACACACACACACACACACACACACACACACACACAAAUAUAAGACACAGAUGUGACACACACACAUAGACACACACCCUGAAAUGACACAUUCUUUCCUCGCUGAAUCAAAAACAUCAAUUAGUCACAUUAUACAGCUCACACAAACACACAUUACAAUGUAUUCCAAUACUUGCAAAUCAGGGCGAAUACAAUACCAGUCAAAAGUUUGGACACACCUACUCAUUCCAGGAUUUUUCUUUAUUUUUACUAUUUUGUACAUUGUAGAAUAAAAUAUAUUUUAAAUUUGAGAUUCUUCAAAUAGCCACCCUUUGCCUUGAUGACAGCUUUGCACACUCUUGGCAUUCUCUCAACCAGCUUCACCUAGAAUGCUUUUCCAACAGUCUUGAAGGAGUUCCCACAUAUGCUGAGCACUUGUUGGCUGCUUUUCCUUCACUCUGCCGUCCGACUCAUCCCAAACCAUCUCAAUUGGAUUGUGGAGGCCAGGUCAUCUGAUGCAGCACUCCAUCACUCUCCUUCUUGGUAUAAUAGCCCUUAGGUGUGUUGGGUCAUUGUGCUGUUGAAAAACAAAUGAUAGUCCCACAAAGCCCAAACCAGAUGGGAUGGCGUAUCGCUGCAGAAUGCUGUGGUAGCCAUGCUGGUUAAGUGUGCCUUGAAUUCUAAAUAAACCACAGACAGUGUCACCAGCAAAGCACACCCACAUCAUAACAACUCCAUGCUUUACGGUGGGAAAUACACCUGCUGAGAUAAUCCGUUCACCCACACCGCGUCUCACAAAGACACGGCGGUUGGAACCAAAAAUCUCCAAUUUGGACUCCAGACCAAAGGACACAUUUCCAUUGCUCGUGUUUCUUGGCCCAAGCAAGUCUCUUCUUCUUAUUGGUGUCCUUUAGUAGUGGUUUCUUUGCAGCAAUUCGACCAUGAAGGCCUGAUUCACACAAUCCCAUCAGAACAGUUGAUGUUGAGAUGUCUGUGACUUGAACUCUGUGAAGCAUUUAUUUGAGCUGCAAUUUCUGAGGCUGGUAACUCUAAUGAACUUGUCCUCUGCAGCAGAGGUAACUCUGGGUCUUCCUUUCCUGUGGUGGUUUUAUCAUAGCGCUUGAUGGUUUUUGCGACUGAACUUGAAGAAACUUUCAAAGUUCUUGAAAUGUUCCGUAUUGACUGACCUUGAUGGACUGUCAUUUCUCUUUGCUUAUUUAAGCUGUUCUUGCCAUAAUAUGGACUUGGUAUUUUACCAAACAGGGCUAUCUUCUGUAUACCCCCAUACCUUGUCACAACACAACUGAUUGGCUCAAACGCAUUAAAAAGGAAUGAAAUUCCACAAAUUAACUUUUAAGAAGGCACACCUGUUAAUUGAAAUGCAUUCCAGGUGACUACCUCAUGAAGCUGGUUGAGAGAAUGCCAAGAGUGUGCAAAGCUGCCAUCUAGGCAAAGGGUGGCUAUUUGAAGAAUCUCAAAUAUAAAAUAUAUUUUGAUUUGUUUAACACUUUUGUUUACUACAUGAUUCAAUAUGUGUUAUUUCACAGUUUUGAUGUCUUCACUAUUAUUCUACAAUGUAAAAAUAAAGAAAAACCCUUGAAUGAGUAGGUGUGUCCAAACUUUUGACUGGUAGUGUAGGUCUAGUAUUAAAAAGCUAUUGUGUGAUAUUGUGCCCUGCACAUCAAAGGUAGUAAUUAUCAACAAAGCAUCGAUCUAACUGUCUACUGGUUUUUGGGAGUGUGUUCAGUUAAGCACUGCCAAGUGUGAGGUGUACAAUGGAAAGUAAUUGAAUGGGAGUGAGUGAGACUAGGACCAAAUUAAUAGGUGUGUAUGAGUUUUUGUGUCCUUAGCGCUAGAGCUGGGUGUUCAACCGCAUUUUACUAUAUACCUGUAAUGAUGCACGGACUGGUUUGGAUUUGUACCUUACAUAAUUGUAUUUCAAUGUUUGGUUAAAUGUAAUAUAAAUGUAAUAACUGAGUGAUGAAACUUGAAAAAUGAUUGCAAUCAUCCGUUCUUACCGCCAGUAAGAGCAUGCUUACAGUUGAGAACUGAUCAUUUUCUAGGAAGAGCUUUGGGUGCGCACAUGUAAUUUUGUGCAGUGACGGUGCCAAAAGCGCCUUAGAAAUUGGCACAAUGCCCCUUGUGGCUAAAGUAAGAACUGCCAUGGAAUCCAUUGAAAAUACAUGGUCAGAGAAUAAUUAUUUUCAUUAAGGAAAAGUGACUUUUUCACAAUAGAGGCAUACAAAGACAAAACUGAUAUUUUACCGUGUGAAAAUGAUAACAAAUGAGUGAAGGAAAUUGAUGAAAAGGCUGAAAAUUAUUUUGGGUUUCAUUAUAUAAAACAAUCAGAAGAGAGAAAGCCCCAUUUAAAACCACGUAGAAUGUAUUUGUUGCCACCCUAGGGUCAUGCAUUACUCAUGAAGCAUAUUUAGAAGUUUUUAUUAUUCCAAAACACAAAAUACCGUCAAUUACCAUGAGAAAGAUAUUGUGAUAUAAUAUGUUGGCCCUAUCGCCCAGCUCUACUUUGUGUUCUUGUCUGUGUGUGACCUUUGACCCUAUCCACUGUCUUCCUCACUUGUUUGCAUCCCCCUCUCCCCAGGUUCUUGAUAAAGAGCUACCGGCAGGCGUCGGCAGGCCACCAGCUGAGUGGCAUCGUGUCCUACCUGAACGAGUCAGAGCGUAGGCUGCAGCCCCAGACUGUGUCCUCCCGACCCACUGUAGUCAACAUCAAUGACCUGGCCAGCCUUGUGGAGGCUUACAAACUACGAGCUGCCAAGUAAGUGGGCCUACAAACUCACCAAAAUGUAAUAGUAAUAGAUUGCAUUUAGAUAUUUGGUCUUCACUAAAUAUCAAAGGCCUGUACAUUAUAUGGCAGAGACUUUCAAUCAGAGCAAUGUAUUAGUUGGUGCCAGGCAAUGCAAUGGGUUGCGCUAAAACGUUCCACCAGUCCAGCAAACCAGCACACAGCUAAAUGUACUUGUACUCUAUGGACAGUCAUGCAUCAGUUUCUGUUUAACGGUGUCCUAUGUCAAUGCCCUCUGUGUGUCUUUAGGCUGGUUGAGUUGGCAGCUAAGAGUAUUCAGCAGGAGCUACAGAAGAGGGUCAGUCAGGAGGAUGCCUGGAACAACAGCGCUAUAGACCUGGUCAGAGCCUCUGAUGUAAGUCACCUUACCAACCUGGGAUAUGGAAUGUGUUGUUUUUUGGGAGGGAGCCACCCACAGUAAGGAAAAAAAUAAAAACAUUGUUGAUGUGAAAUGCUAAAUUUGAACAACAAACUAAAUCCUACUCCUUUCCUCCCUCUUUUUCCUAUCUCAUUCCUCCUAUUUAACUCUCAUCUAUCUCUUCUCCUCCUCCCCUCUCCAUCUCCAGGCCCACUGUCACUAUGUGGUGGUGAAGCUGUUUGCAGCUAAGCUGGGGGAGAUAGGAGACACGGGGGUGCACUCUGUCCUCAGCACCCUGGCCCUGCUCUACGCCCUCCAGGGCAUCCAACAGCACAGCGGAGACUUCCUCCAGGUAACCACCACCAUGGCAACUGUCAAUCCCAGACUAUCUCCCAGGGGGGAAAACGGGACUACAUACAUACUCUAGUACUAUGUUAAUAUGUGAAUUUCAAUGCGACCAUAAAUGGGUCCCAUAUUAAGUCUAUAUUCAUUUUUAUAACGUCAUGUAUGAUGUUUAAAGCAAGACAUGGUUUUACACUCUCGUACUUGUAUCACUUAGAGUAAGAAGAUAAUCUUCCUUUUAUAACUUUCCAUAUUUGUUUGAUUUGAUCCUACAUAUAAAGGCUUUACCUCGUUUUGUCAUUACAUUUGAACCUAUUAUUGUCUAUUGAGAACACAUUCUCUUUAACAAUAACGACCUGACAAUAAUUCCUUCCUUACUCCAGACUGGUCUCCUGAGUGGGCCCCAGCUCUCCCAGGUGUCCCAGCGUCUGAAGGAGCUUCUGGCCCAGCUGAGGCCCAAUGCAGUGGCCCUGGUGGACGCCUUCGACUACCGCGACGAAAUGCUCAACUCCGUCCUGGGACGCUACGACGGCAACGUCUAUGAGCACAUGUUCGAGUGGGCCCGCCGCUCGCCUCUCAACAAGACAGAGGUCAGAGGGCCUUAAAAAAAGAGAGACUGAGAUUAAGAGAAUUAAUUUACAGUUAAUUUUAUGCUUUUUAAUUUUUUUUAUUAAGAACAUGAAUAGGCCAUUUGUGAACCAUUUUCAAGCAUCUGUUUCAGAUAAUGAAACGCCAAAUUGUCUCUGUGUUCAUUGCGUAGUUUGCCUACAUAAAGAUGGCUAUCUAAUGAAUGAUUUGCUGUAGUAGUAAGUAUUUUGCAGAGUAACCUUGUCCCCAGGCUAAUUGCUACCGACAAAGAGAGAGGGAGCCGGUGGGUGGAAGAGACUACCUGCAGAGUAUUCAAACUGACCCUCCUUCCCUCACCUCUCUCUCCUCUAGGUCCACGAAUCCUACCACAAGUACCUGAAACCCCUGCAGGCCAAGCUG